CAUCCUUCAAGCGCGGCGCUCCUGCUCCGCCGGCCCCCGCCGUCCCAAGUAUAGAUGGCGGCGUGCCUCCGCCACGGCCGCCACGACCGCCACAUGCCUUUCCAUAGGUCACUUCAACAACUCUACCGGUCGGGCGCUGUCCGAACCGAGUUCCCCGAUCAGGCGGGGAUGCGGUCAUCCCCACACCCGGGAGUCUCUCCAUUCAGUAGUCUUAUACCACCCGCUCACCCAAUUCCUCCCUUCUAACAUCCUCUACAUCACACAUCAUGGCGCCCACUCUCUCUGCCGAAGGCAAGGCCAAGCUGGACCAGAUCCUCGAGUCCGAAGUCGCUUCGGGCGAAAUCCCCGCCUCAACCUUCGCUGUCGCGACGGCCGAUGCCAACGCCCCGCCCAUCUACUGGGGCGUGGCCGGCGAUCGCCACUUUGGUGACCCCAGCAAGGGCCAGAUCAAUGAAGACACUGUUCUUCAGCUCAUGUCGAUGACCAAGCUCGUCGUCACAGUCGCGGCUCUCCAGCUCAUCGAGAAGGGCAAGCUCUCGCUUGACGACCCCGCGGUCAUCGAGAAGAACCUUCCAGAGUUGUGGAAACUCGAGAUUCUCACUGAGAUGAAGGAUGGCAAGCCUGUCACCAGGAAGCGCACCAAGCCAAUCACUCUUCGUCACCUGCUCACGCACACCAAUGGUACUGGCUACGAUCUCAUGGUCCCACUCCUUGGCGAAUGGGCCAAGGCAACAGGCCACAAGGGCGUCUUCGCCUCCAACCUGACCAUCGGCUCGUUUGAAUCGCCCCUCAUCUUUGAGCCGGGAGAGGGUUGGAACUACUCGCUGGGUCUCGACUGGGCUGGUAUCCUCAUUGAGCGGGUGUCGGGUCAAUCGCUUGACGCGUACUUUAAGGAACACAUCUUCAAGCCGAUCGGCGCCAACACCAUCACUUUCGCCCCGGAGGCCAAGCACUACGAGAACCUCCAGACGCCCACCAUGCGUGACGAGAACUUGAAGGUUUUCGCGUUCCCAGGUGCCCGCGAGACGGCGCCCGAGAAGAUUGUGGGUCAGGCGUCAGGCGGCGCCGGCCUCUACGGCACAGCCAAAGACUACCUCCGCUUCCUGCAGGCUGUUAUGCGCAGCAAGGAGCCUGGAGGCAUCAUUUCGCCCGAGUCGUACAAGCUCAUUUUCUCCCACCAGCUUCCGGAUGCGCCCGAGGGCACCUAUGCUGGCCAGUACGGAUUCGCCGCGCUCAUCCCCCACAUCCAUCCCGAUCUCAUCAACAACAAGAAGAUCGGCCACUCCUUGGGUGGCUUCUACGCCCAGGCUGACUCUCCUCACGGGCGCAAGGCUGGUACCACCUGGUGGGAAGGUAUGUGAUGACAAUUGGGCAUGAAACGUUCACUAAUACCCAGGAAUCUACAAGACCUACUACUGGAUGGACCCCACCACUGGUAUCUGCGGCGUCUUCACGACGCAGCUGUUCAGGUUCGCCGUUCCAGACCACUUUGAGAAGGUCUUCAA
Cutaneotrichosporon oleaginosum is the source of this 1505-nucleotide messenger RNA. The record is from RefSeq and is a predicted model, not a curated record. Lineage: Eukaryota; Fungi; Basidiomycota; Tremellomycetes; Trichosporonales; Trichosporonaceae.